AUGGGCGUGCUCCAGCUCCACAACCCAGCUCAUCCCGACACGUUGCUACAGCGGGCCAACCAGAUGCGUUUGGCAGGUACCUUGUGCGACGUUAUCAUCACGGUGGAUGGCCAUGAGUUCCCAGCACACCGCACCGUCCUUGCGUGCACCAGCAAGAUGUUCGAGAUCCUUUUCCACCGCAGCAGCCUCCGUUACGCCCUGGACUUUCUGUCACCCAAAACCUUCCAGCAGAUUCUGGAGUACGCAUACACCGCCUCACUGCAGGCCACAGCCGAAGACUUGGAUGACCUGCUAUACGCGGCGGAGAUCCUGGAGAUCGAGUUUUUGGAGGAGCAGUGUCUGAAGGUGCUGGAGACCAUCCAGGCCGAGGAGAGCGAGGACACGCUGGUGCGGAAGCACGUUGGCGGAGACCACACCAACCUCGGUCGGGCCAGACAUUGGCGGCACCUGAUGUCCAAGAAGAAUUCCAUCCAGGCCGGACCCCCACGCACUACUCCUACUGCUCUGCAUCACCUCGCGUUGUAUCAUAUGACAGACAGGAGUCCGUCUGGGACAGACCUAAAUGUACCUCCUGAACUGAGUCCCAAGCUGGACAUGAACAUGGAAAUUUCCCAGCAGCUGGAGCAGGGUAGUGCAGAGGCGCCCACCUUGGAACCUGUUGACGGUAUCAAGUUGGAAAGCAUGCAGGUGGAUGAAGCGGACUGUUGUGAGGGGCGCUCGUCCGGAAGCUGCGCUUCAGAUCCGAGCCGGGACGAGGGCCCAGGGACGCCUUUGAGAAGCAGCGUAAUAACAAGCACCCGGGAGCUGCACACCAGCCCCGAUGAAAGCGUGGUGGGGAGCUCUCUGGACUGUUUCCCCGGCAUACCCGAGAAGCACCUAGCAUCCAUUUAUUCAGUUGCCCCCAAACACGCGGGGGAGGCAAUGACCCACGUGUCUUUGGCCCCAACCCUGGGGGUUCCGCUGGACCCACGAGCCUACAGCGGCCUCUUGCACCAGGGCCUUCUGCACCGGGAGCUCCUUAGCAGACUUGGUCAGUUUGCAGUGGGCAUAAGGCACGAGGGGUCCAUUCAGGGGCCGCAGUGUUGUGGCGAGUGCGGUCUGCAGCUCCACAGUCGGCAGGCCAUGGAGCAGCACAGGAGGCUGCAUGAUGAUGAGAAGGGCCACGGCUGUGAAUUCUGUGGCAAACACUUUCAGGACAGCAUGCGGCUGCGGAUGCACAUGUUGUCUCACACAGCUCCUGCCGAGGCUCUGGUGUGUGAUCAGUGCGGAGCCACAUUCUCCUCUGAGGAAGCGCUGGAUGCCCACCGACUAACACACACAGGGACUGACAUGGCAGUGUUCUGUCUGCUGUGUGCAAAGCGCUUCCAGACCCAGAAGGCCCUGCAGCAGCACAUGGAGGUCCACGCAGGCAUGCACAGCUACAUCUGCAGCCACUGUGAGCGCCCAUUCCCCAGCCACACCACCCUCAAAAGACACUUACGCUCACACACAGGCGAUCACCCAUUCGAGUGCGAGUUCUGUGGGAGCUGCUUCCGAGACGAUGGCACCCUGAGGGGUCACAAACGCAUCCACACGGGAGAGAAGCCCUACGAGUGCAACAGCUGCGGGAAACGCUUUAGCCUCAAACACCAGCUCGAGACGCACUACCGUGUACAUACAGGUGAAAAACCAUUUGAGUGUAAGCUGUGUCACCAACGGUCUAGAGACUACUCGGCUAUGAUCAAGCACCUGCGUACGCACAAUGGCGCGUCUCCGUACCAGUGCACCAUCUGCCAGGACUUUUGCCCAAGCCUGGCCGCCAUGCAGAAGCACAUGAAAGGUCACAAACCGGAGGAGGUGCCGGCCGACUGGAGGAUAGAAAAAACUUAUCUGUACGUCUGUUAUGUCUGA
This is a messenger RNA of Nerophis lumbriciformis (worm pipefish), 1890 nucleotides long. The record is from RefSeq and is a predicted model, not a curated record. Lineage: Eukaryota; Metazoa; Chordata; Actinopteri; Syngnathiformes; Syngnathidae.